AUUCCUCCCCGGUUAUUUCUAUUGAUCACAUGUAUGGGUAUAUAAUGAUGGGUGUAUUUACAGAAAGGUUGUGAUAAUAAGAAUUGGAGCGCUAUAAACACAACCACCGCUUGUCUUAAGUGUCCCAUAAUAUUUCUAGUGGUGGGGGGUGUAAUUCUCCUCCUUAUCUCCUGUCUGACUGUUUACUAUACAGCCGGGUGCCCGGGGAUAACACCGCGGUGCCCAUCACAAGUGCCAACAUCUGUACGAGCCAUUGACAAAAUAGAGCGCUCGUAAACAAGGCAAGGCAUGGAGUGGGCGGGGCCGCACGCUGUCCAAUCGUAGUGUGCACAGGCGGCUACAUCAGCCAAUGAGGGGGUGGCUGCCGGGACAGUGAGUCCGGGACUGUGCUGGGGUUGAGUGCGCUGUGUGGCCGGUGAGCUAUUAUAAAGCGGCUGCUGUCCCUGCACGUCCUGUCACUGUCACCAUUACCUGGAUAUAGCCGCACACUGUGGAGGAUUAGGGCUCCCAGCCUGGUGGAUGCUGCUUCCCCCACCCUACAUCACUCUGCACUGUUAAGAGGACACACUGCAGAGUAAGGUACCUGCCAUGUUCGAGAUGCAGCCGGUGUCUGUCCCUUCUUCUUCCCCCUCCACCUCAUCCUCCUCCCCACACUCCUCAUACUCAUCCUCCCUGGCAGGGGACCUGGAGAUUGAUGUAGAGGGUUUGGAGCUGGAGGGAGAUAGCCGGCACCCGGAGCCCCGCAGGACGGCAGAGACCGAAGAAGAGGAUGAGGAGGAUGAAGAGCAGGACGGGGAGGGAGCGGCGCACACGCAACCGCCGCACCAGAACAAGACUGCGGACAAGGGGGGAGAACAGAGGAAGCUGAGCAGGACCCCCAAGUGUGCCCGUUGUAGGAAUCACGGGGUCGUGUCCUGCCUCAAGGGCCACAAACGUUUUUGUCGCUGGAGGGACUGCCAGUGUGCCAACUGCCUGUUGGUGGUGGAGAGGCAGAGAGUUAUGGCGGCUCAGGUGGCACUCAGGAGGCAGCAGGCCACUGAGGAUAAAAAAGGCUUGACGGGAAAGCCUACUGUAACCGAGAGGAAAACUGUCUACCAGAGACAUAUUAGGACCCCCAGCUUGCUGGCUAAGAGCAUAUUAGAAGGUUAUCGUCCACUGCCAGCAGAUUCUUAUAUGGGGCCCAACUCCCCACUGCCAGCUCCAGUCAGUGACAGGAUGAGGAAGAGACGGGCUUUUGCUGAUAAGGAACUGGAGAACAUUAUGUUAGAGAGGGAAUACAAAGAGAGAGAAAUGCUGGAGGCUUCUCAGGCUUCCAACCUUUUUCUACCCAGUCGUAUGGUACACGCUGCAGAGUACAACUCCUACAAAGCUGCUUAUGGAAGCGCACAGGUUGACAACCCCAACAAAGAAUUUUGCAACUUCUUGCCCACUUGCCUUGAUCUCACAAUGCAGUAUUCAGGGUCAGGGAAUGUGGAACUGAUUUCUUCUAAUGUUAGUGUGGCCACAACAUACAGACAAUACCCUGUACCCUCCAGAUUCUUAGCUUGGCCAAAAAGUGGUCCAAUCACCGAUGCCCUUCUAUAUCAACAGUGCCUAUUAAAUGCAACAGCCAUGCAGGCACUAAAGCCUGGGCCAAACUGGGACUCCAAAUCCAGCCCGGUGAUUGAAUGUCAGCCCACAGAACAGGACCUGGUACCACCCAAAAUGGAAACCCAAAUGAUUCACCCUCAGCACAUUCCCCAGGACAGUGGAGAAAGAUCGGCAUUUUCGCCACCAAAAAGGAACUUUUCACAGCUCUCUAACAAGGACCAUUUGUCUCCCCCAGAGAACUUAAUAAACAAGAUCAGCAAGGAAUCCGUCAAACAGCCGUUGUCUUUAAAGUAUAGCCCCUUCCACUCGUUAUUUCAACAAGCACAUCUUGAGAAGUCAUUGUCUGAGCUCAAACCUCCUUGUAUCAAAGACCCCUAUGAAGAACCUGCAAAGAAAUUCAGAGAAUGUUCAUCCAAGGAAAACCAGAAAUACAAAUUAACUAUUGACAGGUACAACAAGGACUUUUUCCUAGGGAAAGAUGCGGGGACAAAACUUUCUGUCAAUGAGCCCCUACCAUUUUCUGUUGAAUCAAUCCUCAAGAUGCCAUCAAGCACGGCACAACGUUCCAGUCAAUAGGCAGUAGUGGCUACUGGAUUAGCUGCUGCCAGCCACCCGAAUUCCUUCAUAAUGAAGCCCUUAAAGUCGUAGGACAGUGUACAGAAUAUACACUUGCAUGAUGCUACUCUUUUUGUACAAAUGACAAUAUUUAAAUGGAAAAAUAUGAUCUGCAUAUGUGAAUUGUAAAAUAUUUGAAUAUAAAACAAAAAUUUAUAGAAAUAAUAAAA
Messenger RNA from Hyla sarda, 2375 nucleotides. It is a transcript of the gene DMRT2, whose product is annotated as doublesex and mab-3 related transcription factor 2. Gene Ontology annotation, cellular component: nucleus. Bases 589 to 2166 code for a protein of 525 amino acids. The record is from RefSeq and is a predicted model, not a curated record. Gene Ontology annotation, biological process: regulation of transcription by RNA polymerase II; sex differentiation. NCBI's taxonomy places the organism in Eukaryota, Metazoa, Chordata, Amphibia, Anura, Hylidae. Gene Ontology annotation, molecular function: DNA-binding transcription factor activity, RNA polymerase II-specific; RNA polymerase II cis-regulatory region sequence-specific DNA binding. The transcript is spliced from 4 exons.